AUGUGUCCAAACAGUAAUAACUCACUGCUGGCAUUUCCAGGGCGCAAAACUGGCCAUGUCCAGUUGGUGGAUUUGGCUAAUACUGAAAAGUCCCCACUGGACAUUCCAGCUCAUGAGGCGGCACUUAGUUGUAUUGCAUUAAAUUUACAAGGAACUCGUCUAGGCACAGCAUCAGAGAAGGGAACUUUAAUUCGUGUGUUUGACACUUCAGACUGUACACAGCUCCAUGAACUACGCCGAGGAGCAAACAGUGCUCAUAUAUAUUGUUUAAAUUUUAAUCAAGAUUCAACAUUGCUUUGUGUGUCCAGUGAUCACGGCACUGUCCAUAUUUUCUCUUGUGAGGACCCCAAGAAAAAUAAACAAUCAAGCUUAGCCUCGGCCAGUUUCCUGCCAAAAUACUUCAGUUCCAAAUGGAGCUUUUCUAAGUUCCAAGUUCCGGGGGCAGCCACGCAAUGUAUUUGUGCCUUUGGGUCUGAUAACAAUUCUGUGAUUGUUGUGUGUGCUGAUGGUAGCUACUACAAAUUCUCUUUUAAUAACAAAGGAGACUGCACGAGAGAAUUAUUUCUUUUAGUUAUUUCUUUCUCUCAAUUUCUUCAUCUCACCACCCCUCCCUCUCCCUCUCUCUCCCUCUCCCUCCUCUCCUCUCCCCUCCCUCUCUCCCUCUCCCUCUCCUCUCCCCCUCCCUCCCUCUCCCUCUCCCCCCCCUCCCUCCCCUCUCUCCAUCUCCCCACCCCUCCCCUCUCUCCCCCUCUCUACCCCCCCUCUCUCAUAUAUAUCUCUCUCUCUCUCUCUCUCUUUCUUUGUCUCUCUUUCUUUGUCUCUCUCUCUCUCUCGUUUUUUACUCUUACUAUCUCUCUCUCUCUCUCUCUCUCUCUCUCUCUCUCUCUCUCUCUCUCUCUCUAUCCCUGUCUUCUGUCUCUAUCCAUCUAUCUCUCUCGCCAAUGA
Messenger RNA from Acanthosepion pharaonis, 945 nucleotides. The record is from the annotation of a GenBank genome assembly. NCBI's taxonomy places the organism in Eukaryota, Metazoa, Mollusca, Cephalopoda, Sepiida, Sepiidae.